AUGAGUGAAUCAAAUAAAUCUACAACUUCCGAGCAGAUGGAUGACGUAAAUCAAAUAGGUCCAUUUGCUAUCGUACCAAAGUAUGAUUGUCCUCAUGUGGGUGAUCGUGUUGAAUUAUUACUUUCAUCGACUCAAUUUGAUCGUGAACAUCAACCGCCUUGUGUUGAUUGUAAUAAAACACAAGAGAAUUGGGCUUGCUUACAUGAGAACUGUAAUUAUAUUGGUUGUUCUCGUUAUCAUCAAAAGCACAUGUUAAAUCAUCAUGAAUCAACUGGACAUAACAUUUGUCUUAGUUUUUCAGAUCAAUCAAUCUUUUGCUAUGCAUGUGAUAGUUACAUUGAUAGUCCUCAAUUGUAUAAUCUCAAACAACAACUAAAUAAAGCUUCUAGUUAG
This is a messenger RNA of Rotaria sordida, 393 nucleotides long. NCBI's taxonomy places the organism in Eukaryota, Metazoa, Rotifera, Eurotatoria, Philodinida, Philodinidae. The record is from the annotation of a GenBank genome assembly.